Entrophospora candida is the source of this 996-nucleotide messenger RNA. The record is from the annotation of a GenBank genome assembly. NCBI's taxonomy places the organism in Eukaryota, Fungi, Glomeromycota, Glomeromycetes, Entrophosporales, Entrophosporaceae.
AUGCCUCGUCAUAGCAAAAAUAAUACAGCACUUUCGUUUUUCACAUAUGCUGAAACUAAAUCCUUAGAAUAUGGGACAAAAAAGCAACGAUUAGGAAGAGAUUCAAUGCGUGAAGUUGAUGCUUGUUAUCUAUGCCUUCAGAGAGCUCGUGAUCCUGUUUGUUGUUCACAUGGUCAUUUAUAUUGUAAAGAAUGUAUAUUAGAAAAUAUUUUGGCACAAAAAAAAGAAAUACUACGUCAACAAAAAUUAUUGGAAGAAAGGGCAAAAGAUGAGAUCGAAGAAGUCAAACGAAAGGAUGGACUGGCUAAAGAAGCCAUCAUACAAGAUUUUGAAAGGCAACAAGUAAAAAUAACCCCAAAUAAUAAAUCUAAAGUUGCAAGUAAAAAAAGAAGUUUUCAAUUAGAUGAAGAAGAUCUUGCAGCGGUAUCAAAACGUGAAAAAGAAGAAGCAUUAAAAAAAAUAGAGGAAGAAGAGAUUGCAUUGUCAAAACCAAAGUUACCUAAUUUUUGGCUGCCUUCUUUAACACCAUCGGCUGAUCCUGAUAAAAUUAAAUCUAUAAAAUUACAAACAAUGUGUACUGCAACUAAUCCGGAACACCCUUUAAGUAUUAAAAAUUUGGUUGCGACAAAAUUUACUGAAACAAAAGACUCAGAUUCAAAAAAGAUUCAUUAUAUUUGUCCAUCAUGUCGUAAAACAUUAACAAAUUCUUUAAAGAUUUGUUUGAUAAAACCUUGUGGUCAUGUUAUUUGUAAGAUUUGCGUUGAUAAAUUUGUGAAAAAAUCAAAACGUUGCUUUGUUUGUGAUUUUAAAUGUAAAGAAAAAGAUAUCACUGACAUGUCUGGUGAAGAACCUUUACUAGACUUGAUGGAGGAAAAUGAGUUUAAUGACAAUGAUGAGCAAGGACCAGAUGUAGAAGGUGGUGAUCAUUAUUGUAAUGAGAUUGUUGAAGAAGAAAAUGAUGCUAAACAAUGGAAACACCACCAAAAAACUAUAUAA